Molecule: messenger RNA, 615 nt
Organism: Penicillium argentinense
Lineage: Eukaryota; Fungi; Ascomycota; Eurotiomycetes; Eurotiales; Aspergillaceae
Product: PIG-H family GPI synthesis protein
Exons: 3
Coding region: 1-615 (204 amino acids)
Biological process (GO): GPI anchor biosynthetic process
Cellular component (GO): glycosylphosphatidylinositol-N-acetylglucosaminyltransferase (GPI-GnT) complex
Source: RefSeq, a predicted model, not a curated record
AUGCCCGGUCGCUUGAGAAUCCAGCGGCCGUCGCCGACAACCGUCAGCUUCACCGUCUCUAAUGCGGCCCGGCGCUCCAAUUCCCCGGCGAAGAUCUUCUUUGGUCUCCAGAUCCUUCUGCGCGCACUCCUUUUCUGCUGCGUGAUCCUCGCUACCGCUGCACGGAUUCGUCACUUUUUCCUGCUGGAGAAUGGCAGGAUAUUACAGUGGAAGCUCAUUUGGGCCAGCCCACUCGGUGCUCAUAUCUGCCGUCUGGUGGACUCCUACAACCCAUGGGCCAUGGCCGCGGUCAACACAUUGAUCGUAUAUGGCGUUUUUAGAAGAGGGUACACCGAGGAAUCUCUCCUUGUAAUUCGAGGCUUCGGAAUUCAGACCUCGACGUCUUCUUCAACAUACCUUUCUUCAGCCGCGACGAGAUUUAUCCCCACCACUCAGAUUCAAGACAUUGUGAUACACGAGGCUUUCAAGGGAUUCGAGGUUAGAUUUUAUCUCGCUGUGAUUGUCGAAGGAGAACCCGAUGUUCUGGUGGUUUUUCCGCACCUACUACCGAAGCGUGAGAUCCUUGAAGAAGUUUGGCGGGGCUCGCGUCGUUGUCUCUAUGAUGCGAAAUCAUGA